CUACUGCGUCCUUUCCCCUCCCCCACCGCCCGCCCCUCCUCUUGGCCCUCGGCAGCGCAGCCUCUCCCGCGCCCAGCCCCCCUGGACUGAGCCCCCAGCCGAGCCCUCCUCCUCUCCAGACGGCGCCGACAGCCUGUGGGAGCUGUAGCUGUAUCACCAGCCGGGAGAGAGAGAGAGAGAGAGAGGCCCUGCCGCACUGCUAUCUGCUCGCACCCCUGCACCCACACCCCCUCCGCUCACAUCCCCGUCCCUUAGCUCCCUCCCCGUCCCCGGAAUGUCGGCUCUGGAGUGGUACGCGCACAAGUCCCUGGGCGACGGCAUCUUCUGGAUCCAGGAGCGCUUCUUCGAGUCCGGCAACCGCGCCAACAUCUGGCUGGUGCGCGGCACGGAGCAGGACGUGGUGAUCGACACCGGGCUGGGGCUUCGAAGCCUGCCCGAGUACCUGUACUCGGCCGGCCUACUGCAGGACCCGGACAAAGGGGAGGACUUGGUGCGGCGGCCGCUGCUGGCCGUGGCCACCCAUGUCCACUUUGACCACGCCGGCGGGCUCUACCAGUUUGACCAGGUAGCGGUGCACCGGGCCGAGGCGGACGCCCUGGCCCGCGGGGACAACUUUGAGACUGCGACCUGGCUGUCGGAGAGCGAGGUGGUGCGGGCUCCGAGCCCCGGCUGGAACGCCAGGCAGUUUCGAGUGCAGGCGGUGCAGCCCACCCACAUCCUGCAGGAGGGGGAUGUGAUCAGCCUUGGUGACAGACAGCUGACUGUUAUGCACAUGCCUGGUCACUCCAGGGGAAGCAUCUGCUUACUCGACAAAGAUCGGAAGAUUCUGUUCAGUGGAGAUGUUGUAUAUGAUGGAGCAAUGAUUGACUGGCUUCCAUACAGCCGAAUCAGUGAUUAUGUUGUUACCUGUGAGCGUCUGAUAGAAUUGGUGGACAGUGGUGUGGUAGAGAAGGUGCUUCCUGGGCACUUCAACACCUUUGGAGCUGAAAGGCUGUAUCGCUUGGCUUCCAACUAUAUUUCAAAAGCUGGCUUGUGUCACAAAGUUUCAACCUGUGCCAUGAGAUCUCUUGCAAGUUUAGCUCUGCGUUUAACCACCUCUAGGACCCCAUCCUAGUUUGUAUGUAUUGGUUUAUCAUGUAAUUGAUACUUUUAAAACCAAGCAGUUUUGUGGUUAAUAUAAUUGAUUGUGAUCAUUUCAAGAAGUGCUUUCUCAAUAUUAAGGGGGAGGGGGGACAGAUUUGAGAAGGAAUAAGCCAAAAGAGGGAGAUUUCUUAUUUUAACUUAUUUACUUUCCACCAAAUAAUUAUAAUAAGCCUCUGAAAGAAGCUAAUAGCUUGCCAAAGCUGUUGCCUUUUAAAUGUUUGUGGGUUUUUGUUUUGUUUUGUUUUUGGUCAUUGAAACUGUGGGAUGGUUGCAUGGGGAAGGCAUUUUGGAGAAAAGGAGAGUUAUCCAUACCUGCUUUUGGAAACUCUCAUUUUAUUUCUUAUGUGCAUUAAAGUAAGUUUUGUUUUGGGUUUGUUUUUUUUUGUGCCCCAACCCUGACAUCUUCAGUAUUAUAUUUAAAUUGAAAGAUGAAACUUCUUCAGUUUAAAAUCCAUUUGAACUCAAUGUGAAACAUAUAAUAUAUCUAUCUAUAUGAAACUGAAACAUUUCACUACUGUAGGGGCUGGAUUCGUGUGUGCCAUGAUUUAUUUAUUCUUUGUGCAACUUAUUAAUGAAAUAGUCACUGUCUGUGGUGUGUUUAUUUUAUUUAUUUAAAAAUAGCAAAGUGCAUUUGGGUUUGAUGCAAGGCUUUUAUAAAACAAAUGCUUCAUUAAAAAGGCUGAAAACAUUGUUACAGUGGAGGUGUUGUAUUUUCCAAAUAAUGAAGUUUUAAAGUGUGCAUAUUUAACUGCAAAUGUUUAGAUUUCUUGAAAGGACACCGUCAGGUAUACUUAAAAGUAUAUAUGAUUUGAAAUGUGUUCCUUCUGGUCUGGAAGGAAAAGUGAAAACAGGUCUCUAGAGCAUGUCUUUGGGCAACACUUCAUAUGAAAUCAACUUUGUGACUCUUAAAAAAUUUGUAUAAUCUUGAAACAAACAGAUAUUUUACUUGGUCCUUUGUCUUAUGUUACAUUAAAGUGCUUACCAAAUUAAUUUCAAGGUGUACGUUAGAUAGUACUCUUUCCCUGAUUCACAGAACUGAUUCUUGUCCGAUGGAUUUUGAACCACCUAUAACCUUUGGCUGAAAUGGAAAGAUCCCAUUUUCACCAUCUACUCUAAACAAAAGCUGGACUAGUAUUUACUGAUGAAUAUUGGUUUAGCAUACGGGGAGCAUGUGUGUGUGUCUGGAGAAAUUUAAAAGAAUUUUUGUGAACUGUUAUUACUGCCUUUCUAGUCCUCGCAUUUCUGAAUUCAAACUGAGACAGUAAGAUGAAACUCAGUUUUAGGAGUGCUGGAGGAGAGUUUCUGAAACAGUGUAAAACUUUCUCCUUCCCUAGAAAUUCUCCAUAUUCAUGCAUUUAAACAGAAUUUAAGCAUCUACCAUAAGCACAGCAUAUGUGUGCCAGGCAACAUGGAGAAAUGUAAUGGGAGUUCAAGAUGGGGUUCCUGCCCUCACAGAACUCAUAACUGAGUUAGAGCAAACAUACAACAGAGAGUAGGAUAGCAAUGCAAAGGUAAGGAUAACAAUUAGUAUACAUAAAUACUGAGAAACAGAACAAGCAAGUAAUGUUUAUAGGGUGAGGUUAGCCAGAUCUGGAAAGCUUAUGAGGAGAGAUGAAUAAUGAGCCAGAUUUUGAAGGAAGGGAUGGUUGUAGUUUGGUAAAUUACUUUACAUCAGACAUCCCCUAUUAAACAGGUGUAAUAGAAAAUUUUCGGUAUAUUCAAUAUUCCUGAUUAUUGGGGGAGUAAUAAGAGGCAGUAAUACUGCUUUAUGGAAGAGCCUAUAAAAUGAAUUUUUUUCUGCCCUGUUUUCCUGUAGCCAUAUGAAUAAUUAAAGGCAAGGAAAUUAGAGGGUUCAAGGCUAUAUACAACUCUUAUUGUGGUUUCCAUGUUCUCACUAACCACCCACACAGAGCAAUAAUGCUCAUAAUCUGGAAUCAAAGAAACCAGACAGUUGUGUGAGUACGUACAAAUAAAGAUUCUGUCUGUACUGUGGGAUCUCUUCCAAGCUCAGCUCUUUGUGUAAGAAGGAUCAAGUCCAAAUCUAAAUUGACCUUUCUUGCAAUUGACUCUACAAAUUAAAACUAAGUAAUUUUGUAGUCUUUAAAAAUAACUCAGUGUCAUCAAAAAAAUUUUAAUAUAAAAAAGUGAAGAUAUCAUUGGACCUUUGUCCGAGUGAUCGGUUUUUAAGACAGCUUUUCUGUUAGAUUGGACUUUGAAGCUUAUAUAUGAAUAUUAAAAAUCUCAACAUUGUAUUAAGAAUUAUUGUGGUAUUAUUGGAGGCAUCAUGAACAAAAUUAUUAGAUAGCUUUAGAGAGAGCUGAUAUUUUUACAUUGGUCAUAAAAAUAGUAAACUCCAAACUCUUAAAUUACUUAAGACCCUAUUAGCUAAUAGGGUCUGAAAUAAUGUAUUAUUUUCCCUUGAAGAAUUAGAGGUUUUAGGUUUACACUUAUUUGUAAUGGGAAUGUCCAAUAUUCUUUAGGGAGUGAGGGUGCUUAUUUGGUAGAAGAAUAUAGUUUGAAAACAUUUAAAUUGAUGUAUUUUAAGCAACAUUACUCAAGAUUGUAUUACUCUACUGCUGUUGAAACUUGUGAAAAGUCUGGCUAAUGGCCAGCUCUGUGGAACAAACUUGACAGUGUAUUUUUACUCUCCUUGAUAUGGAAUGUGCCAAGAGUAAAACAGAUGAAGAAACCCAAAGCAUUUUCCUAAUUUUUAUUACUUUUUAAUAUGUAUAUUUUUCACCCUGACAGUGACCCUUUAAUGUUGACAUAAUUUAAUACUUUAAAAAAAUGUUGAAUUGUAAGUUGUAAAAAUUGAAAAUAAUUAGAAAUCACUCUACUCUUUAAAUUGGUAGUGCUGUGUCUUUGGUAAUCCAGUUUCUUUACUUUUUUUUCCAUGUUAAAAAAAAAGCUAAAGAAACUUUGAUCUCUUUUUUCCAUCAACUGUAAACUAUACAUAAUUGAUGUUAAAGUAAAAGUGUUAAUCAUCUUUGUUCUUGGAUGUAAUCUGAAUGUAAUAUUCUCAGACUGUCUGCUUGUAGUUUUCAGAUGAGUGUAAUUUAAAGCAUAUAAUAAAUAUUUAAAGGGAUAUAGUA
Molecule: messenger RNA, 4235 nt
Organism: Phascolarctos cinereus (koala)
Lineage: Eukaryota; Metazoa; Chordata; Mammalia; Diprotodontia; Phascolarctidae
Gene: MBLAC2
Product: metallo-beta-lactamase domain containing 2
Source: RefSeq, a predicted model, not a curated record